AUGGGGGCAGUGUGGUUGACCGACCCGUUGGGGUCUCUCAGUCCUGGAGCUGUGGACCUGUGGACCUGUAUCUCCAUCAGUGUUUUUUCCAUUUGGGCUGAAGACGAAGGCUGCCACAGGUUUUGCACUCUGGGACCGGGCCUGGCUGGUGGUCCAUUCUUGGCGGGGCCCGAGGCCAAAGAGCUCCCUCCAGAGUUGAUAGACGUCCUAAAGCGCGUGGUGGCGAAGGCUGAGGACGGCGGUGGCACAUCCAGCGGCAGCGAGGUGAAGACCUCUGGAAAGAAGUGGGCGGCGAUAGAUAAAUUCGGCAAUUCUGACAAAGCCAGCGAAAUGCAACGUGCCAUCUUCAUUUGGGACGAGGAGACCUGCCAGAAGCACAUUAAAGAGUUUCUGAAGGACAAAGAGCCGCCUGAGAAGAUGACAGGUGCCCAGCUGGUGAUGGAGGACGUGGCCUGGAAGUCCAAGGAGGACCAGGAGAAGCGGACUGGAGCCCUGGUGUAUUGCGCCAAGGAGUGGAUGUGGAGUCAGGUGGAUGCGGAGGUGCCCUUCGAUCCAGUGGACCAGCAGAUGUCCGACGAGGAGAAGAACGCGAUCUUGAAUCACUGCGUGUACUUGUGGGAUGAGAAGGCGGCCGAUGCCUUUCUUGAGAAGCUCAAAUACAAAAAGCUUGGCCUGACAGGGAAAAAGCUGAUGGACCACCAAGAACGCCUUGGCGCAUUGUCGAUGGAUGACUCAGACAAGGUUCUGGUGCAGUUGGCCAACGAGGCGGUGCUCUUCAUGAAGGACAUCGUGAAAUUUGUCGUGGAAGACAAAGCUUGGCACGACCGGUUCGACCGCUAG
This is a messenger RNA of Durusdinium trenchii, 840 nucleotides long. The record is from the annotation of a GenBank genome assembly. NCBI's taxonomy places the organism in Eukaryota, Dinophyceae, Suessiales, Symbiodiniaceae.